Cicer arietinum (chickpea) is the source of this 1575-nucleotide messenger RNA. RefSeq names its product probable fructokinase-6, chloroplastic. Gene Ontology annotation, biological process: fructose metabolic process. Gene Ontology annotation, cellular component: cytosol; chloroplast stroma. Lineage: Eukaryota; Viridiplantae; Streptophyta; Magnoliopsida; Fabales; Fabaceae. Gene Ontology annotation, molecular function: fructokinase activity. The record is from RefSeq and is a predicted model, not a curated record.
AUGAAAAAUUAUAGGAAAUCGUUUCCUUUAUUUUGUUGUAGUAGCUGAGAAAGAAACUGCCAACAAACAACACAAAAAAACAUCAUUCUAAGAAACAUAUUCCCUAUAAUUUCAGCCAUACCCCCCAUUGAUUCAAUUCUCACCCCCUUCAACACUGUUCUGAAGCUGUGUACUUUCCUUGUUCCAUCCAUGGCUCUUCAUUGUGCUUCUUUCGGCUUCACAACCGUUCCUUCUAACCCUCCACGUUCAGUCAACUUCAGUCAAUCUUCUGUCAAAACUUCCGUUUUUCCUUCUCCUCUAUCCCUUUCUAACAUUCGAUUGAAAGUUCAAGGAAAGACAAAGGCAAUGACUGGUAAUGGGACACCUGAAACAAAAGAGUCACCUCUAGUGGUUUGUUUCGGGGAAAUGCUCAUUGAUUUCGUCCCAACUAUUAGCGGCGUUUCGUUGGCUGAUGCACCUGCAUUUAAAAAGGCUCCAGGUGGGGCUCCUGCUAAUGUUGCUGUAGGCAUAUCCCGGUUAGGAGGUUCAUCGGCUUUUAUUGGAAAGGUUGGCGAGGAUGAAUUUGGAUAUAUGCUUGCUGAUAUACUCAAGGAAAAUAAUGUAAACAAGCAAGGGAUGCGUUUUGACCCUGGUGCACGUACUGCCUUAGCAUUCGUUACGCUGAGAAGUGAUGGAGAACGCGAGUUCAUGUUUUAUCGUAAUCCGAGUGCUGAUAUGCUGCUCCAAGAAGAUGAACUAGACUUGGACUUAAUCAGAAAGGCGAAGAUAUUUCAUUAUGGUUCGAUAAGUCUUAUAACAGAACCAUGCAAAUCGGCGCACAUAGCUGCGACAAAGGCAGCAAAAGAAGCUGGUGUAGUACUGUCUUAUGACCCUAACCUGAGGCUUCCUUUAUGGCCUUCUGCAGAGAGUGCUAGAGAAGGAAUUCUGAGUAUAUGGGACACUGCAGAUAUCAUUAAGAUAAGUGAGGAAGAGAUUUCUUUUCUUACAAAUGGCGAAGAUCCAUACGACGACACUGUUGUUCGAAAACUUUUCCAUUCAAAUCUCAAGCUACUCCUUGUUACUGAAGGUGCAGAAGGCUGCAGGUAUUACACCAAGGAGUUUAGUGGUAGAGUGAAGGGAAUGAAGGUGGAUGCUGUUGACACUACCGGUGCCGGCGAUGCUUUUGUAGCUGGAAUACUAUCACAAUUAGCUUCGGAUCUUUCGUUACUUCAGAAAGAGGAACAAUUGAGAGAUUCUCUCAAGUUUGCAAAUGCUUGUGGUGCAUUGACUGUGACGGAGAGAGGUGCAAUACCAGCAUUGCCUACAAAGGAAACUGUUCUCAAUGCUAUACUUAAGCCUGUAUCUUAAUUUCUCAUUCCCAUCUUUUUUUUUUCUUUGGUAAAUUUUAGGGGCUUUUUAAGCUAAUGCAAUAAGUAAGAAAUUUAAGGAUAUAUAAGAUUAGUGUAAACCAAUUUUACAAUGUAUCCAAUCAAAAACUAUCAUUUUGCAACGUCAUUCCACUUGUGUAAUUGCAUUUCAAAAAUAAUAGUAUGAUAUAUAAAAAUAGAGGGCUCUAAUUAAAAGUUGUCGUAUCAA